CAGUGGCAGGAAGUAUCUGGAGUGAGAAGUACCUUUUAAAAGCUAGAAGCCCCCCUCUGCGUGGUGUAGGGUGUUCACGCAUGUGUGCCUGGAAGGUCUCAGAAGAUCAGCCCAACACAAUGCAGAUGUGAGCUCCGUUUGAGAAUUAUGGAUUUCAAUAGCUUGACUUUCAUCAUGAGUUCCGAGUUAAAUGUCCCUGUAGACCCUCCUUCUUCUACCUGUUGUGCUGAGCCCACCGGCAAGGGCAUGGAUUACCGGGACUGGGUCCGUCGUAGUUAUCUGGAGCUGGUCACCUCCAAUCAUCACUCUGUUCAGGCCCUUUCAUGGAGGAAGUUAUACUUGAGUCGAGCCAAGUUGAAAGCUUCCAGCCGGACCUCUGCCCUCCUCUCUGGAUUUGCCAUGGUGGCAAUGGUUGAAGUCCAGCUUGAGAUGCAGUACCAGUAUCCCCCAAUGCUGCUGAUUGCCUUUAGUGCUUGCACCACCAUUUUAGUUGCUGUCCAUCUCUUUGCUCUACUUAUCAGCACUUGCAUCUUGCCUAAUGUGGAAGCAGUGAGUAACAUCCACAACCUGAACUCUAUCAGUGAGUCUCCCCAUGAACGUAUGCAUCUAUACAUAGAGUUGGCAUGGGGUUUUUCCACUGUUUUGGGCAUCCUUCUCUUUCUUGCUGAGGUGGUCCUCCUAUGCUGGAUCAAAUUCCUGCCAGUGGACUCUGCGUUGAGAAAUGAUAGCACUGUUAUCCAGAAGACCAGCCAGCAUACAGGCUGGCAUGCGGCCCUCAUCUCUACUAUAAUUAUGGUUCCCGUGGGGAUCAUCUUUGUUGUCUUCACGAUCCAUUUCUACCGGUCGCUUGUCCUCCACAAAACAGAACGCCACAACCGAGAGAUUGAAGAGCUCCACAAAUUGAAAGUGCAGCUAGAUGGGCAUGACAGGGGUUUGCAAGUUGUGUGACAAACAAAUGCCUUUUUAUUCCUACGUUCAUGUUCAGCUGAGGGUUCUUUUAGCAGAGCAGCAGAAAGGCAUGAUAGGCUGUUUAGAAUCCUAUCUUUCUCUGAUGUCAAAAAUUUGGCUGCUUUUCAUUGAGGCCAAGAUCAACUUCCCUUCGGUUCUUCAUCCUGCAGCCAACAUAACCAUGUUUAUAAAAUUGAAGGCUACUUACAUCUGGGCAGUUAUUCUUUCCACUUCCAUAACUUGAAAACAGCCUAUCUAGCUGCAUGGUUGUGAUGCAUUUUAAUUGCUGCUCUUUGUAGUAUUUUUUUGAGGAAAUGCAUGGAGUAAGGGAAAAGUCUGGGUGCCACUGCUCUCCUCUUACUGGCAAGGUUUACAGGCAUUGCUUUGGGAAUGAGUUUGUACAUCGUCACAUGCAAAUAGAUGCUAUGGAAAUUGUGAAAUGUGUCUGCUUUGCGAUUUCACACCCAGGGAGUAUUUCUGGAUUACCAACAAGGAUAGAUUCGGAUUGAGCCAAGAAUUUUUACCCUGCCUGCAUUAUUUUUCUUCGUUUAUUAUUUCAUAUUGCUUCUAUAAAGUAUUUUUUCGCAAGAAAAAAGAAAAAACAGCCCUUAGCCCAGAAAUCCCCAUGUUUUUGGUUAAUCAGAAUUUUGGGGAAAGUACAGCAGUACUUUUUCUUCUUAAAUGCUAAUUAUAAAAGAAAGAUUUAAAAGAGGAAUAUACAGUACAUUAAAUUUAGAAAUCUCCUCUGAUUGCACAACAGUUGUAUGUGUAAGGUUGUAAUUUAAAAACAACACAGCCCUGGAGACACAAUUUGUUACGCUGCAGGAGGCCUCCAAGCUGAUACUAUUCUCCAAUAUCAGAAGACAGCUGGAAUGUAAAGUACAAAUUCUGAUUAAUGCACAAAGUUGUUUUACGAUGUAGAAAUACUGUAGUGGUGACAUAAUAUGGAUAGUAUUUGGAAAAGGCCUUUUUACAAGUCCAAGAAUCCUUGUUCAAAGGAUUCACAGCAGUUCUGUGUGUUCACAGAAUUCUAACUUAGUGAAAUGUGGAUGAUUUCAUUUAGCUCUAUUCAGUGUGGGAAAAUUAAAUUUUACCUUAUGUAUUCUAAUUUAAUAAGAGUUGAUUGUAGCAGGUAUCUUUCAAAACGUGUGCCCUAUAUUCACAUACAUCAAUAUCCUAUUUCACACACCUUACAGUAUAUAUAUAUUCAAAAAUUACUGUAUUUUGCAAAUAAGAGGAUAAUUGUAUGAUGAAUUACAAAGACAAAAUUUCCCCAAAGUUUUUUCUUAUGUAAAUUUAGGGAUACUUUGAAAAGGAAAAAUAGAAUAUAAUCAUAAAAUAUAAUCUCUGCUGGUAAAUUGUUCAAAGGUAAUACGUCAUCCCUUACUUUUGCUUGCCAGAUAUAUUUGUUUUAGUAUAAUUAAUAUAUAUAUAUAUAUAUAUAUAUAUCCAUUGUAUAUGUAUUUUCUGCAAAAGACAUAUUAGUUGUGAAGCUACAUAAAAUACCAGUUUUGGAUACUUCAAAACAACUUUUGUACUGCUUUUUUUAAUCUCUUGUCAUUAAUGAUUUAAAUAACAUGUGUAUUGGAGAUGGUGUGAGUAUUUGUGUAUCUUCAAAUUAGGCCUAAAUCACAAGUCUGAUCUAUAGCUGGUAAUUGAGAUUCUCUGAAAACUGCAGUACAACAAAUAGAUUAUAUGCAAUAUUUACAUGGCAAUAGAAGAGCCAUAUAUUCCUGUAGUUAAAAAAAAAGUUUCUUAGAGCAGUUGAUUGGAUCUGGAUUAAGUUCCACUUUAGUUUCAUUACAAUAAUUGGGACAAGCUAGCCACAAUGUCCUUUGUUAUCAGCAGGGCUGAAAUCUAGCACAAUCUAUUCCACAGUAUAUGCAGCCCAGUGUAAUCAAGCAAACUAACUGUAAACUCUAAUUUAGGUUUGCGUCAAAUAUUGCCCAAGAACAUGGCUAUCAAGUAUAUUUUUUUAAAAAAAUUAUAUGUGACUCAAUUUAGAUGGAAUAAGAUGAGAAGAAAAAAAAUAAAAAUACUGUACAGUAUGGAGAUUCUUAGUCAUGGUUGUCCCAAAGGUGCUCCUCC
Molecule: messenger RNA, 3036 nt
Organism: Thamnophis sirtalis
Lineage: Eukaryota; Metazoa; Chordata; Lepidosauria; Squamata; Natricidae
Gene: ORAI2
Product: ORAI calcium release-activated calcium modulator 2
Biological process (GO): store-operated calcium entry
Cellular component (GO): membrane
Molecular function (GO): store-operated calcium channel activity
Source: RefSeq, a predicted model, not a curated record